ACCUCGCGCGCAAAACAUGGAUCAACCCCUUAAACUGUUGUUGCUCUGCUUUUGGCUUACAGUGGCGCUCGGGGCUACAACCGCCAACGAGCAACCGGCACGCAUUGUUUGCUACUUCAGUAAUUGGGCAGUGUACCGUCCCGGUGUUGGACGCUAUGGACUCGAAGAUGUGCCCGCCGAUCUCUGCACACAUUUGGUCUACUCAUUUAUUGGUUUGAACGAUAAGAGUUGGGAUGUAUUGGUAAUUGAUCCCGAAUUAGAUAUAGAACAAAACGGUUUCCGCAAAUUCACACAACUGCGUCAAAAGCAUCCGAAUCUCAAGCUUCAGGUAGCUGUUGGAGGAUGGGCUGAGGGUGGCUCGAAGUAUUCGCAAAUGGUGGCAGUACGUGAGCGACGACUAAGUUUCAUACGCAGUGUUGUGCAAUUCAUGAAGGAAUACGAUUUCGAUGGUUUCGAUUUGGAUUGGGAGUACCCGGGCGCAACUGAUCGUGGUGGCACCUUUGGUGAUAAGGACAAAUUUUUAUACUUCGUCCAGGAGCUACGCAGGGCUUUCGAUCGUGAGGGUCGCGGUUGGGAAAUAACAAUGGCGGUGCCCGUGGCGAAAUUCAGACUACAGGAGGGCUAUCAUGUGCCCGAGUUGUGCGAAUUGCUGGACGCCAUACACGCUAUGACUUAUGAUCUGCGUGGCAAUUGGGCUGGCUUUGCCGAUGUGCACAGUCCACUUUACAAGCGCAAACACGAUCAAUGGGCAUAUGAGAAACUGAAUGUGAAUGACGGUCUUGGGCUGUGGGAAGAAAUGGGUUGUCCUGCGAAUAAGCUGGUAGUAGGUGUGCCAUUCUACGGGCGUACUUACACUCUGGGCAACUCCAACAAAAACUACAACAUGGGCACAUACAUCAACAAAGAAGCUGGCGGUGGCGCUCCCGGGCCAUAUACCAAUGCCAGUGGUUUCCUCGCUUACUAUGAAAUAUGUACAGAGGUGCAGGAUGGAUCGAAGGGUUGGACCGUGCAAUGGGAUGACCAAGGCAUGGUGCCAUACACGUACAAGGAUACACAGUGGGUCGGUUAUGAGAAUGAAAAGUCGGUGCAAAUUAAAAUGGAUUACAUCAAGCAAAAGGGGUAUGCGGGCGCUAUGACUUGGGCCAUCGACAUGGAUGACUUCCAUGGCUUGUGUGGGCGUGAAAAUGCGCUGAUGCAAAUUCUCUAUGACAACAUGCACGACUACAAGGUGCCAGAGUCGACGCGGGAGACGACGCCGCGGCCCGAGUGGGCAAAGCCGCCAGCCACGUCGCCAAAUCCCGAUGAGGCCAACUUCGUGUCACAAGAUGUCACUACGAAGGGGCCGAAGCCAAAACCAACAGCAACAACCCUACGACCGCUAGACCAGCAAACCACAACAACAACCACCAAGAAACCUUCAAAAGGCACCAAAAAACCUAAGCCGAGACCUAAGCCAAGACCAACAACCUCUACUACCACUACAACAGAGGCCCCACCAUUAUCGACAAGUGAGGAAUCUGGCGAAUUAGAAGUUUUGGAACCAAAACCAGAGUUUGUACAACCUGCAGGCGGACAUGCGACGCCCGACAUUGAUUGUACCAAUAAAGAUUUCAUACCGCAUGCAGAUUGUCAAAAGUAUUAUCGCUGUGUACACGGCGAACCGGUCGAGUUCGAGUGCAAGGAGGGCACAGCUUUCCACACAAUUUUGAAUGUUUGCGAUUGGAUAGAGAAUAGUGACCGUUAUUAUUGCACCAAAACGAAGAAAAAAGCCUUGUCAAAUGAGACGAAGUAAAUUUUUGAUUUUUCAUUUAUAUACUCGCAUAUAUAUAUAUAUAUAUAUGUUUAUGUAAGUUGCAUUAGUAUUUAGUGUUUACUGUUUAAGGAACGAAUGAAUGUGUAUUUUUAAACGAUAAUUUUAUUUAUAGUGUGUAAGUCUUCAGUUAACGAUAAAUAAACAAAAAUAAAUAAA
This is a messenger RNA of Ceratitis capitata (Mediterranean fruit fly), 1969 nucleotides long. Its product is annotated as endochitinase. NCBI's taxonomy places the organism in Eukaryota, Metazoa, Arthropoda, Insecta, Diptera, Tephritidae. Gene Ontology annotation, biological process: chitin catabolic process; carbohydrate metabolic process. The record is from RefSeq and is a predicted model, not a curated record. Gene Ontology annotation, molecular function: chitinase activity; chitin binding. Gene Ontology annotation, cellular component: extracellular region. Bases 17 to 1792 code for a protein of 591 amino acids. The transcript is spliced from 7 exons.